This is a messenger RNA of Electrophorus electricus (electric eel), 6153 nucleotides long. RefSeq names its product growth factor receptor-bound protein 10b (gene grb10b). The record is from RefSeq and is a predicted model, not a curated record. Lineage: Eukaryota; Metazoa; Chordata; Actinopteri; Gymnotiformes; Gymnotidae. Gene Ontology annotation, molecular function: insulin receptor binding. Gene Ontology annotation, biological process: negative regulation of Wnt signaling pathway; insulin receptor signaling pathway; negative regulation of insulin receptor signaling pathway.
GGGAGGGAGUUAAAAGUCUUCCGCAUUGAGUAUGCAUCAAAAAAUACUAAAGAAAUGGUCUAAAGGACUGGGCUUUUAACAGUGUCCCAGAAAGUUCUCUCCUUGUUCCUAUACCGGCUGAGCAUGGGUCGAAAAGGGAGGCGCUAAUGGAAGGGGAGGCGUUGUUGUGUGUGUGUGUGUGUGUGUGUGUGUGUGUGUGUGUGUUGGGGAGUCAGCUGAGAGACUGAACGCUACAUGCCUUCAACGGGAAGAUUGGCCUGCGGGGAGCAAGCAGUGAUUGUAAGGCUGUCGCACAAAACACUCUCUCAACGUCGUUUGGGUGAGCAGGCAGACAACGCUUCCCGAAAGCGAAGCACCGACUCUGGGGUUCUUUCUGCACCUUUGAAUGUGAUAUUUUGGAGGUAAAAAUCUGAGAAAAUGGCUGUAGCUGAAUGUCCAGAUUAUUUCCAUCAUCACCCAAAAUAUCAGCAGGAUAAAGUAGACCGAACUCCUAGUCACAGACCAGCAGAUCUAAUUGGGUCAAGUUUCCAGCCAACAGCCAAUCGGAACUCUCCCAACCACCAAGAAGAUGAUGUGGAUCUGGAGGCGCUGGUCAAUGAUAUGAACUCUUCGUUUGAGAACCUCUACUCCAGCGUGCAGUGUGAGUCAACCCCGCUGCUGCACAACGGGCAGCUACACCGGCUUGGUGAGACGCACGCCCCCACGCACGCCCCCAACCUCGGCCAGCAAACCUCACCCCACCACAGGCUGCACCGCUCCCAACCCAUGCACAUCCUCGCUGUCAGGAGGCUGCAGGAGCAGCAGUACCGGACCUCCUCUUUGCCAGCCAUCCCUAACCCCUUCCCCGAGCUCUGCAGUCCGGCUGGCUCACCCACCCUCUGUCCAGGCUCCCUACCACCCAGCGAACCCUCGGACAAAUCCAUCGUUAAGGUGUUCAGCGAGGACUGCAUAGGCAAAGUGGUGGAGAUCCCCGCGGAAAUGACGGCACGCGACCUCUGCCAGCUCCUGGUAUACAAGAGCCACUGCGUGGACGACAACAGCUGGGCCUUGGUGGAGCAUCACCCUGCCAUGGGGCUAGAGAGAUGCUUGGAGGACCACGAAGUCGUGGUACAAGUUCAGGCUUCCAUGACCAGUGAGAGCAAGUUUCUCUUCAGGAAGAACUAUGCCAAAUAUGAAUUCUUCAAAAAUCCUUUGAACUUCUUCCCGGAGCAGAUGGUGGCCUGGUGUCAGGAGAGCAACAGCACCAUCCCGCCGUCCCACCUCCUGCAGAGCUUCUUGAACUCCAGCAGUUGUCCUGAGAUCCAGGGUCACUUGUACGUGAAGGAGAGCAGCAGGAAGGCCUGGAAGAAGCAGCACAUGUUUUUGAGACGCUCAGGAUUGUACGUAUCAACGAAAGGAGCGUCAAAGGAACCAAGGCAUUUGCAGUUACUCGCAGACCUGGAAGACAGCAAUAUCUUUACCGUAAUUGCGGGCAGGAGAAUCCUGAAUGCACCCACGGAAUACGGGUUCUGCAUCAAGCCCAAUAGGGUGCGAAGUGAACAAAAGGAACUGAGGAUGUUGUGUGCGGAGGACGAACAGAGCAGAACAUGCUGGAUGACUGCUUUCAGGCUGUUCAAGUAUGGAAUUCUCCUUUACCAGAACUACAAGAUCCCACAGCAGAGGAAGGCUUUGCUCUCCCACUUCUCAGCACCAGUGAGGAGCGUGUCGGAAAAUUCUCUGGUCGCCAUGGAUUUCUCAGGGAGGAUAGGUAGGGUGAUCGACAACCCUGUGGAGGCCCAGAGCGCCGCCCUGGAGGAGGGCCAUGCCUGGAGGAAGAGAAGUCAACGCAUGCACAAUCUGGGCAGUCCGAGUCCCUUGCACCCGUCGUCCUUAAGUGCAGUCAUUCACAAAACCCAGCUUUGGUUUCACGGCCGAAUCACACGGGAAGAAUCUCACAGGAUGAUUCACCAGCAGGGACAAGUGGACGGACUGUUUCUAUUGAGGGACAGCCAGAGUAACCCUAAGGCAUUUGUGCUUACACUGUGUCACCACCAGAAGAUCAAACACUUUCAGAUUUUACCAUGUGAAGAGGACGGCCAGAUGUUCUUCAGCCUUGACGACGGUGCCACCAAAUUCACGGACCUGAUCCAGCUGGUGGAGUUCUACCAGCUCAAUCGCGGAGUUCUACCUUGCAAACUCAAGCACCCCUGCACCAUUGUGGCCUUAUGAUCUCCAAACCCAGUUCCUUCUCGAACCGAACCAUCUGUUCUUGGAGAACCAACCAACGCUUCAUUAGUUCCAUGCGGAGCUGGGUAGGGACGGGGCUUCCACACGCAAGGACACUGCAGGGGAACCUUUGUGCUUCAGAGAUGACUGCAAACGGGACCAUGACGAAGCAACUGAAAGGAAGCGCUCAUGUCUUGGUCACCAAAACGCCUUUAUCCGCUGGUAAACUCGGGUGCAGUCAGCGUACGUAGGUAUUUCGUAGGGCUCUUCACCAGUGUAAGAGGCCCUGAUUCAGUCAUCCUGUUUGAGAUAAUCAGAAGCUCUUUUGUUUGGAAGAAUCCUUCACCUCUCCCAACGCUCAUGGUUUGUCAAAACACCUCACCACAAGUUCCCUUUGGCACCUGGUUUGUUUUUGUUUUUUGUUGUUGUUUUUGUUUUGACUCCAUGUUAAUAGGAAGGCAGAUUGCCUCAACCAGUGCCCAAAUGAUCCGUCACCGUUUUGUGCCAUAAUGAUAUCUGGAGCUCCCUCUACUGGCUGAAUGGAGUAAAUACCCUCUGCGGAAUUGGUGCAGGGACAGACAUCGGCAUCCAUUAGGAAGGACACCUUGAUGACGAAACCGAGCUCAGCGGGAAAGCUCCCCUGCAGGGAGGUCCUUACAGAUAUCUGUCAGGGGCGUGACUAAAAGACAGGAGUCUCCUGCGCUGCUGUCAACCUCGGGGUUUAUCACCUGUAUGAGUGACACUUUUUUUUUUUUUUUUUUUUUCUUUCUCGCUUUCCUUCAAUCCCCCCCCCCCCCCCCGCCCAACUCAGCUGCGGAACCUACCGGAGUGCGGGCAGUUCCGUUUCUCUGUUCUGCCUUAUUCAGCGGUAGCAGUAAACAGAUAGAUUUGUAGAAAUCGUUUUUUAAAGCGUAACACAACUUUUACUGAAGAGCCAUCUCUUAAUGAUUGCCUAUAACACAUUAAGCUAGAAAGGGAGGCAAAGCCGGGUGUCUACACGCUCAACCGAGUGACCAUUAUUACACACAAAAUGCAAAGGAUGCAAUCAGUUUUGAGUAUUGUUUCCACAAGUCUAUUUAUUUAUCUGGAUUGAAUGUUUACUUGAAAUUUAGUGAAUUUCUCAGCGCUGUUCAGUACUGUUUUUCUCUCCUUUUUUAUGAAUUUGAUGAGCCUCAUGUCUUUUAUUUGAUUUUAUUAAAGAUUUUUUUUAUACACCAUACAUCAUAACUUUUUACUUUUUCAUCUACUGUAGUAUUGUACUAUUACAUUGAACUUGUCUUCAUUACCAUUGAGUUCACAAAUAUUCAUCUACAUAUUCAUUUAAAGUGCUGUUUCGUCUCCGAAUGAGAUUUGGACACGAUUAGAUUAACGGCAGAACAAGACGACAGGGACAGGGAGACAGUGGCCCUGUUUUGUCUUGGGGGUUUUUUCGGGGGGGGGGGGGGGGUUCCUUCUUUGGCCGUCUGGGGACUUGCAGACGGUCACAGGUCUGGUCGGUAGACCAGAAAGAAAACGAACCGUUUGGACUUCGUUCUUUUUUUUUUUUUUUAGCACUUUGUAUUUCGGGCAUUCGAUACUAGAGACUGCGUGACCACCGUGGUCAAUAAGCACUUCCUCUACUUCCAAUCGCCACAAUCGCACUCAACGGCUAACGGUACACGUCUGUAGGAAAGCGGCAACGCCACGUUCUGUUAUUUCUCCAGAUCAAGGAGUAAACUGGCAUCGAAGUAACUGUUUACAUUAGCCAGUUGUCAGAUUUAGUGCAUUCUCUUUUUAAACACUAUUGCGACCCGAACAUUAUACGAAGGUAUGGUUGUUACUCUGGUCCUAAACGGUGAAUUCCUUAAAGUGGAGCACAAAGACCUUCUCCAUUAUGGUACAGGAGCUUGUUCAGAUCAUAGACAUUAGUGUAAAGUUUAUUUGAUUUAUGGAUUGUGUGAGCUCCCAGACCAAUCUAGUUUUGACUCUGCUUACAUGAAUGAGUUGGAUAUCUUGUACAAGGUGUUGCACGAUGGCUAGUUUGAAUUCCUAACUCUUUCAGUCAGUCCGAGUAUUUAGCUAUUGAUGUAUGCUCACUCUAUCCCAGAGUUGUUUUUGUUCCUAAAAAUCUUCUAUGAUCUGAAUUAGAACACUCAUUAAUAUGUCAGAUUGAACUCAAAUUCCUGAUUUGAGUACAUUUGUUUCAAAUUUAGCUUUAUCAUGUAAUAUGCAACUCAAUAACAAAUACAUACAGCUAGCUAUAUAAACAGCCUAUAGAUAUCACACUGUAUUUUAGGUUUCCAAUCACGAUGUUUUGACUAUUUUAAUUCAUAAUGGCUUACAAAAUGAAGAAACUUGACUUUGUACUUUUUUAUUAUUUAGUAGAGUGUUAAUAUUGUGUUUAAAUUUCUUGUCAUGUUAUAUGACCUUAAAGACCGCUUAAGUUUCAGUUAAGCUGGUAAAAAAACUGGAGGCCCAGGAGAACAAAAGUGGUCAAAGGUCACUUUUAAGCUAAAUUGAUGUUUUGUUUUGUUUUUUUGUUAGUCACUGAAUACACUUAUGAAAAUGCUAAUGAACUCAUGGAUACUCAGUACAGUGUUUUUUUUUUGGUUUUUUUUUGGUUUUUUUCCAUGAAUCAAAAUCUACACUUAAAGGCAUGGUGUCGGACAGAGCAAAUGUAUGCAAGUUUUCCACUCACCUCAAAUGUAUUUGAUCAGCCAGUUCCUGAUGCUAUUAUCGGCUGCUUUAGCUUCAUAAACACAGUGCAAAAUAAAAACACUAAAGCAAAGUUGUGGACACCAAAAACAUGGCUUGGCUGAUCAAAUACAUUUGAAAGGUCAAAAAUGAGAUUUUUCUUAAUGUUUUCUUUUAAAUUCUUAGCCUACUGUCCUGUUGUUCAGAUGAGCUGGUAACAUGACGUGUGUGAACCCUUGAGGGUAUAUCAGUGAAUUAAAUGUCAGUUUUUAUAUUUAAGAGAAAUGAAUGUAACUGGGUUGCUCAGGGUUGACAUGGAGUUCAAUGAGGCCCGGUCCCUUGGACCGCUAGUCUCUGUAGUUUCCCCUCUCUUUUCCUUUGACAACUUGUGGUGGUCUUUUCAUUGAGUUUCAGGAUAUACCAAACACUUCUAUACUUGUUUUGAAAAAGCUAUCAGUCAUAACACUCUACAAUGUAUUGAAACCUAUCGAGUCUUUUUAGUAUUUUAGUCCCAUUUAUGUCUUGAAGGCAAAAAUCUGGCAGGUGCCCGAAACACCACCCAGGAUCCCCCUUCUCAACAAGCCUCGCUCAGCGUCCCUUAAGUGAGACGUCCUCCGUCCGACAUAGCGACACGGGCGUCUGUAUGUGUCAGACUUCAGAUCUAGGACCGCUUUCUGCCUUUUCAUAUGCUAAUAAACACAAUUAUAUGGAGGAGGGCAGCUGUUCCUAGAUUUGAUUAGCAUAGUGGAGAUUAUUUUAAGAGCAGGAAAGGGUGACUUUGGCUUCAUUUGCAUGACUGAGGUCACAAUGCCCAGCAGAGAGCAGUGGGUCCUGGUGAGGUCACAAUUCCAAGGAAAGAAGCGCGUGAUUGUGAGGUCACAGUGCCCCAGCAGUGAGCACUGGGUGCCCCAGCAGUGAGCACAUGGUACUGGUGAGGCUUAGAGCCCUGAACUUCCAGAAUUUACCAGGAGCAAGACUUCACCGCACCACACAGACCUUUCCCCUAGUGACAAGAACGUAUGCGCUUUGCAUCUCCUGAGAGUGACUGUAUAUAUAAAUAUAUAUGAAUAUAUGUCUUUCAGGGAAAGCAAAAGCAAUGGAAAAAGAUCUUUCCUCUUUCAGAGAUCCCGUAUUGAUGUGCUUUUGCUUGGUUCUGUAAAUAGCUGAAUGGCUUACAUAUCCUAAUUGUAACCUUUUCAGGUAUUUUUGUACAGACAAGGGACUGCUAUAUUCUGUUUAUUGUAAUUAGAAUAAAACAUUAAUACAUUGCUAUAA